Molecule: messenger RNA, 980 nt
Organism: Brachypodium distachyon (stiff brome)
Lineage: Eukaryota; Viridiplantae; Streptophyta; Magnoliopsida; Poales; Poaceae
Exons: 6
Coding region: 176-649 (157 amino acids)
Source: RefSeq, a predicted model, not a curated record
UCCUCCAGACCUCCUUGUUUCUUUGACAUCUCUCUUCAGGACACAGAGGGCGAAGAAGAAAGAGAGAGGGGGGGCAGGCAGGAGGAGGAAGGAACACCGCCCUGCCACCCACCACCCCUCCCUCCUCCUCUCCUUGUUGCUUCCUCCGCGGCCUGCCCGGUGCCGAGCUGGUGCGAUGGCGGAUAGCAACCCGGACGGCAUCAAGCGAUACACGCCUCCCGUGCACAGGAAUCGUGCAAACAAUCGGCGCAAGGCUGGAGAUAGGGCUGAGAAAGCCAACUAUUCAUACAACAAUGAUGGGGAGAAAAGCCAUGUUCCUUCACUAAAGAAUCUUCCUCCAAUUAUCCAUCAUGAUGCUUUUGUCAGCACUUCUCAGAAUGAUUUCGGUCAAUCAAGAUUAGUGCCCUUGGAGGGAUGUUCUGCUAGUGAGGCUGCACAGCUUCUCAGUGACCGUUGGGCUGCUGCAAUGAACUCGUACAAUGACCCAAAUGAUUCCCCUGGUAAACCAGUAAUGUAUGGUGGAUCUACUGGAUCAUCAUGGGGGCAAGGUCACAUGAAACUUCCUCAUCAAAUGAAUUUUCUUGAAGAUCUGCGUCGCGCAGUAGAUGCUCAAACGGGCCUGACAUCAACGCUCAACAGCUGGAACUAACCAGACUCAUGCUGCAUUGAUGGAGUGACAAAGAUUUAUCAAAAUCGAGCUGUUUGCAAGUGCGCUGUGUGUUCAGUUUCAUAUGUAAACUAUAUGUAUGAUGGGACCAAAUGCUUUAGUCUAGCCUGCAGCUGUUUGGUUUCGUAAGAUGGAAACAGCAGUCGAUCCCUUGUAACCUGGAUGGGAAAGUCAGCUUGAUGUAUCAUGGACCUGAAUCUCUGCUUUUGGAAUAUCCUGGUGGGAGUUGUAUUACAAUAGAUUGUUUGGAUAUACCCAUUUUCUCAGCACUCGAUUUUGUGCCGUUAUGCUAAAUUAUUAGUCUUGUUGUUGA